Molecule: messenger RNA, 594 nt
Organism: Sorghum bicolor (sorghum)
Lineage: Eukaryota; Viridiplantae; Streptophyta; Magnoliopsida; Poales; Poaceae
Exons: 2
Coding region: 1-594 (197 amino acids)
Source: RefSeq, a predicted model, not a curated record
AUGGACGCAUACUGCAAAGCAGUACGACGCCUGGAGGAAAAAUUCGACGGCCUCGAGCUUAACCACGUAUCAAGGAAAUACAAUGAGGUCGUCGACGCGCUCGCCAAGAUGGACGACGAGGGGUCGGAUAAGCUCCCAAGCAAACCAGAUCCUGACCCCGAGGCUUCCACCGAUCGGGAGCAGGAGGCCAUGGACAUCGAGUCCGAGCCUCCUGCACCUGACGACUCGCCAGAUUGGCGCUACCCUUUGCUGCAACGCCUCGUUGAUGGCACCCUGCCCCCAGAACAGGCCGAGGCAAGGCGCGUGGCUCGUCGCGCCAAGACCUUUACCCUCCUCGAUGGAGAAAUGUACAAGCGUAGCCCCUCGGGCGUCCUUAUGUGUUGCAUCCAACGUCAGGAGGGGAUCAAGCUCCUGCAGGACAUACACUCAGAGGCUUGUGGCCACCACGCCGCCCCUCGAACACUGGUAGGAAAUGCCUUCCGACAAGGUUUCUACUGGUCCACCGCCGUGGCUGACGCCACGGAGAUCGUGCGGACCUGUGAGGGAUGCCAGUUUUACGCUCGGCAGAUUCAUCUCCCUGCUCAGGCUUUGUAG